Molecule: messenger RNA, 1551 nt
Organism: Spirometra erinaceieuropaei
Lineage: Eukaryota; Metazoa; Platyhelminthes; Cestoda; Diphyllobothriidea; Diphyllobothriidae
Source: the annotation of a GenBank genome assembly
AUGCAUGCCCGGCCAAGACGAAAACGGUCGUUCUGGCCAGUGUGUUUUUGCUUUGAUUCCAAGUCCACUGCGGUGGAUGCAGCGGAAGCUGACCUCUUUUACUGCAUAGCUCGCGGGGACGCUGAGAGGCUGGAGCGUUGUCUCCAGUGUUUGCAGGGAGCUAAAAAACGGAUCAGUCUGACGGUUCGUCGCCACCACCCCAACCGAUUGCUGGGGAGUUUCUAUCAGGAGUGUUCCCCUGCCAUGUGGGCUGCCGAUUGCGGUCAAUGGCCUCUUCUACCUAUCCUCUGGCGCUAUGGCUAUGACGUAAAUAGACCUCAGUUCUGCCGACGUUGGACGUGUUUUUGUCGUUCUCAGCACCGACCCAACAACUCUCCCUACCGUAGGACCUGGACCAGUGGCCACUACACGUACCAGUCAGUCUUGGACUAUUACUUCGCCAAUACCUACGAGCAGUACGGAGAGUUCGGUAUAGAUCUUGAAGAAACGGACCUGCCUAAUCCACUUUACACCCAGCUCUCGAGCAUUCGACAAAUUCUUAGCCACGGGGUGGACGUUCAUCGAAUCGACUCCAUCAUUGUAUUCAACUCCCUUGCCGCAUCUUUUGACCACUACAUGUGUGCCUACGUCAAUCCCUUGGCCCGGGUGCCAGAUCUAUCCGAGAGUGAGGACGCUUUCGUGGAAAUUGAGGUAGUUCGUUGUCUGAUUGAGAACGGCUACUCGGAAUUUGAGUUCAUGGAUUACGUCAGUCCCAACACCAACUGGUUCGGAAUCCUUAUCUGCCUCCUCUCUCACCCCCGCCUACCCGAACUAGUGGGGCAGACGCUGCCGAGUCUUAUCCGGUCGGCUGCUCUUCUUCUCAUUAAUCUCCUGGCCCUACGCUUUUUUCUCACUAAUGCCGGCAAACUCUGUGAUACCGUGGACAACCUCCGUCUGCGUAAAAUAUACGUCAAGCGAUACUGUGAUCAACGCCUCUUCUUCAACGCCCGCAUGUCUAACCUGAUAGCCUCCUGUGAGGCAAUGUUUCGGGAACCGCCACCACUGGGUCUCCUGGCUCGUAAUAAGGUCAGACAUCUGCUGGGUGGAACAAAUUUUCUGAUGAAGCUCUCCGCCCUCCACUUGCCACCCAAGCUGGCCUCCUUCGUCAGUUAUAUUGGACCAGAACACCUGCAUUGGGUCCGCAUGCCCAGCUCCCUGUGCGCACUCUCUAAAGGGCUGCUAACAGAAGGUAAAUCUCAGCACGAUGACGGAAGCCUACCACUUCCUCCAUCGCCUUGUCCACUGCAAUUGAGCGUGCCGUCCGAUGAAGCGGCACGGUCGAACGGGCAGAUAUCCCCUUCCUCUUCCUCCUCCGCCUUCUCUUCGGACGUGGCAGUGCUGGGUGAGGAGGAAAAAGUGACAGAGGAGAUCGCGAUUAUUCGGCCGCCGCGCAGAUUACGAGUUCAACGCUCUCUCAGCUUCUGUCCCCGACCCACGUCGGCCCCAAUUCCGAAAAUCGCAAGGGUCUUCUCUUUCAGGCCCUUCACCCGUCUUUCUCCAUCAUUCCGGUGA